Tribolium castaneum (red flour beetle) is the source of this 1072-nucleotide messenger RNA. RefSeq names its product BRISC and BRCA1-A complex member 1. The transcript has a single exon. NCBI's taxonomy places the organism in Eukaryota, Metazoa, Arthropoda, Insecta, Coleoptera, Tenebrionidae. The record is from RefSeq and is a predicted model, not a curated record. Bases 125 to 928 code for a protein of 267 amino acids. Gene Ontology annotation, cellular component: nuclear body; BRISC complex; BRCA1-A complex. Gene Ontology annotation, biological process: double-strand break repair; positive regulation of DNA repair; mitotic G2 DNA damage checkpoint signaling.
AGUGGAAACUCGUAUGUUAGUGACAGCACUGACAGCUGUCAGUUUUUAGGUUAAGUUUUUCGAAUUUUGAUGAAAAGCCAUUCAAAUCCAACCAAUUUUUGUAACUAAUUGAAAAUUCAGUAUCAUGUCGAACCCCUCGACGUCAAGAGAGCGUAUAAUCCCCAUUACCAUGGAGGUGGAUACUUCGCCCCCGAGGGUCUUGUCUCCAAGUUCCCCCAAACGCACCCUCCCGAUGGCCAAUUGUCAAGAGAGAAUCAUUCUGGUGGUCGAUAGCGUCGAAGACGACAAUUUCACACCUUUCAGAGUCUCCAAUUCGGAAACUGUAACACCUUUUGAUAUGCUGAAGCGUGCCGUUGAUAUGUUCCUGCAUCGUAAAAGUUUGUUUAGUAAAAAACACGAAUAUGCGUUGGCGAUUUUAAACGAAAACAGUGUUGUGUGGCUUGUGGACUUUACUAAUAAUAUAAAUCAAAUAACUAAAGCGCUGCAACGUGUAGAAGAGUGUAAGACUGAGGACAUUUUCGAUUUAAAUUCAUUGUUUGAUGUUGUUUUGCAAAAAGUUGAAAUUCCGGAAGUGACCACAGUGGAUGAGACGAUCAUUCCACCACCGUACAGUGUACGAGUGGUGUUGUUCUAUGGCCGAUCUUACACAAUUCCGAAAAUUGUGAAUAGUCCGGAAAUUGAAGCGUUUUUGGAGAAGGCGUAUUUUACGCUAGAUGUGCUGAUUACGCAUGAAGUUGUCGAUGAUAACAAUAAUUGCAACAAAAUUUUUGCGAUACUGCAAAAUUUAGAUAGAAAAGGGUUUGCGUAUUUUUUUUCAGUUGGACGGGACAAGGAUGUGCUGUUUGUUUCGCUUGCUAAAUUAUUGGGCCAUCCGUUGCAACGCCCCAUUCAAAAACUGGCCAAGUUUUCCCUCGUCAAAGAUGACUGAUUCAUUUCAUCAGAAAAAAAUUCUUUGCAUCAUUUAACAGCUGUUCGCACUUAGGCGCACUUUUUAUUUCAUCUAAAACAAAGACUUUUAUUACAUCAUUUGGAAACAGCUGUAUUUGGCUGAAUUAAAUAUUUUAGUUAUAGA